UAGCCAGCUGAUGUCAACAAAGUUUCUUAAUAUUUAAUUUGUUUUAAGAUGCAAAAUCAUGGAAACAACCGAGAUACAUGUAAAUAUAAGCUCUCAGACGUGCCGCGUCUGCCUAGAGGCCCAUGAGACCAAUCUGUGUCUCAACGAUGAAAUCGAAUACAACGACGUGAGCAUGGAGCUCUGGCAGCUUUUAGAAUCCGUUUCCAAAGUAAAGUAUACCUGGAUGGAUCCAAAUCUGCCGAUGCGGCUGUGUCAAAACUGCACCCGGCGACUAAUAAGCGCAUACGAGUUCAUUGUAGAGGUAGAAAACGCACAGGUUACUCUGCAAAGUCUUUACUUGCAGCAGGAGAUUGAUUCGAAGCCGGAGGAAAACAAUAUGGAAGUAGUGGAACCGAUUGAGCAGGGGAAUACGGUUGCUAUGGAAGAAUUCCUACCCACCUCUUUUGAAGAGCAAGAGGGGGAAGAAGAACCGCUUUUUGCAGACGAGGAUCACGAAAAGUCCAAUCAGCUGCAUCUACUGCCGGAGGAACCAGAAAACAAAGAAUUGUCCCAUUCGCGACCAUCCCAACUGGGUAGUCGUUUGACUCAUUCGGAGAACUUUAUCUUCAAGUGUGCCAUCUGCCCUCGAGUUUUCGCAAAAAGCGAAUCCUUGUCUAGACACUUUGGGCAUGCUCACAGGCUCACGGCGGACGUGGCCGCUCUGAAGCUGGCCAACGAGAGUAGCGGAACGGGUCUACUUACCUGCGAGUACUGUCCGCGUGAAUUCAAGCGUCAGGAUACUCUACGGCGACACAUGCAGGCAUUCCAUCCUGACGCAGCGGCUUUGGAAACAGAAGAAACGCCGGAGAACGCCGCCCGGAAACGCAUCGCCAAGCGUCGCGACUGUCCUUAUUGUGGCCUAAGCUUUCCCGUAUCCAGCCUCACAAUCCACAUUCGACGGCAUACGGGGGACAACCCUUACAAGUGUGACCAAUGCGAGAAAGCCUUUCCGCGCAGCCAGGAUCUGAGUCUCCACAUGAGACAGCAUACCGGAGAGCGUCCCAGUGAGUGCAAGAUCUGCUCCAAAAAAUUCAUUUCUCAAAAUAAGUUAGCUCGGCAUAUGCGCCUGCACACGGGCCAAAGGCCAUAUUCCUGCACCAGGUGCAACAAAAGUUUUGUGCAAUCCAACGAUCUAAAAAUCCAUAUGCGCCGACAUACUGGGGAGCGACCUUAUCAGUGUGGAGUAUGCGGGGAAAGCUUCCUCUGCGGUUCGCACCUGAAUAUACAUCGUAACCGAAAGGGUCAUCAGGAGACUGUGAUUCCGGGAAGAGGUGCCGAGGAUACUGUCACAGCAGAUCCAUAUAUAAACGCGAGGGUCAACAAACGACGCGCUGAAGAUAUCGAACGCAUGCGCCUGAAACGAAUUCCGAGAGAGCAACUGGAUCAGGAACAGGAAGUGGAUCCCAAUACAGAGGUGCCUGCUAUGGCCUACAGAUGUGGUGUAUGUGAGCAGAACUUCAAAAGCGGAGCCCUUCUGACCAUACAUCGUAAUAAAAUGAGCCACUAUGAGACUGGAAGGGUCUUCGAAGAUCCCUUCGGAGAACGGCAGAAAAAGCUAGAAGCUCAGUAAAACAAUUCGCAGUCGUUCAUUUGGAUUAAAAAUAAAAUUGUAAAUUUCAUAUCCUCAUUUUUCAGCUCGAAAUAGAUAUCCAAAAUAUAAAAUUAUGAUUUAUACUAUUAUAAUUUAAGUAUAUUAGUUCCCUACUAUCAAUAUACUA
This is a messenger RNA of Drosophila eugracilis, 1757 nucleotides long. Its product is annotated as zinc finger protein 420. Gene Ontology annotation, biological process: regulation of transcription by RNA polymerase II. Gene Ontology annotation, cellular component: nucleus. The record is from RefSeq and is a predicted model, not a curated record. Gene Ontology annotation, molecular function: RNA polymerase II transcription regulatory region sequence-specific DNA binding; DNA-binding transcription factor activity, RNA polymerase II-specific; zinc ion binding. Lineage: Eukaryota; Metazoa; Arthropoda; Insecta; Diptera; Drosophilidae.